UGUGUGUGUGUGUGUGUGUGUGCGCAUGUGUGUGAGAGUGUGUAUGAGUGUACGCAGAUGGGAAAGCAACUGAGUCAGGGAGGGCUACCUCUCAUCUUGCUGUUAUCACCAUCCUUCACUCUCCCUCCUCUCCUCCUCUGCUGCCAUGGAGCUCCAGCAGGCUGAAUCACAACAGCGUCUGCAGAAAGGGCUGAGCAGGUAGAUGUGUAUGCGUGUGCAGUGCUCCGUUGGGCCAGUAUGGAGCAUGUGUGUCUGAGAAGGUGGGCCUCGGGCUCUGCUGUCGUGUUCCUUCACACACUGGCCUUAUCCUGGACAGGUGCAAUUGAGCCGGCCCCCAAAAUUGACGGACGGCACCGGGCAGCCCUGACACUGCAUGAGAACACGACGCGCCGGUUCAACUGCCAAUCAGAUGGCUGGGAUCCCCGCGCCCCUCCCUUGCUAACAUGGUACCUGAACGGGGAGCCACAGAGAGAGCCAUGGCCCAACCGCGGCCGCCUGGUGAUGACGCCGCAGGAGGAUAAUGAGGUCAUGAGACCGGUGACCCAUCACAACAGCUCCUUCUCUCUGCGGGCCAGGAAGUGGGACAGAGAACUGGUGUGUGUCGCAUCAAACCCCAGGACAGGAGAGAGCUACAAUGCCACCAUCACGCUCAACGUCCAGUUUCAGCCAGAGAUCCUCAGGGUGAACGCCCACUACAGUGAAACCUCAGAGCCCGGCCUCUCCCUGGUCCUCUUCGCCUUGGUACGGUCAAACCCACCUGCCACCAUCACCUUCGUGGACCAGUCUGGCCAGCUGGUGGCUAACACCACCGACUUCCUCAUCCUGGACUCGCGAAGCUACCCCUGGCUGACCAAUCACACGCUGAGGGUCAUGCUCGGUAGCCUAUCAGGGAAUGUCUCGCUGAACGCCAGCAACAGUGUGGGAACGGUGCAGAGCAACCUCACACUGACAGAGUUCUUGCAGUCUCGUGUGGAGGUGCCCAUGAUGGGAAUCGUGACUGGGGGAGCCAUGGCCUUCAUGGCCCUCCUCAUCCUCAGUCUGAUAGUUCUCUGCCUCAUGCAAAAAAACAAGAGCAAGUCCUUUGAUGAGCCGGUGGAGAUUCUGAUGACCAAGAAGAGUGAGUCUGCCAAUCUGAAGACAGAGAAAGCUGAUAAGACCCACAUCCCCAGGGAGAACAUGUCUCUGCCUUCAAACAUGCAGCUUCAUGACCUCAGCACUUUGAGAAAAGCCCGAGAGGCCGCCCAGCAGAACAGUGUGGGAGAGAAGAAGAAAGAGGAAGAGGAGGAGGAAGAUCUGUCUUUAGCCUACGCCGCCAGAGGUUUUGCCAGAUAUCCGAUGGUGGGCUACAUCUAUAAGGUGAACAGCACAAGCAGUGAGGAGAUCUGGCUCUGACUGACCUCAAAGCUACACAAAAACACACACUUACUGUACAUGCAUGCAAAACUACUUCCAACAGUGCAGCUUUCCAAAAGGAAACCCAGAACAACUGCCAGUCGGUCAUUCAGCCAAUCAUCCAUCACCUUCAGGCCGGUCCAGUGUGACCAGGAAUCAGACCUGAUCUGUUCCUGGGCCACAUACAGAAUCAACGCACUCUGUUGUUCAUCUGUGAACUGGAAUUUCUUGUUCACAAAACCAAACUGUCGAUGUUUUCGUCUUGCUGAAUCAAGCGCUCUGGUCUAUACACUGCUGAUCUCAGUGCAAAGUAUGAACCCUACAUAAAAAAAAGCUCAUGUUCUGUAUGUUUUGACAUGAUUUCCUCCUGUAACCACAUGCUCAUGAUGUCUUCCUCCCUGUUGCAUUAUUGGAAUGCAUUAAUUGUUCUAUGCUAACACCAGAAUGUCCAAGAUAAUGUACUGUACUGUACGUGAGAUUUGACAUUUUGACCAAUAAUACCCAAAUAAGAUAGUACAUAAUUAUAAAGUAUAUUUGAAUAUGGACAGUUAACAUGUCAUGUACUGUAUAUUUGUAUGCAUAUGUAUAUGUGUAUA
Morone saxatilis (striped sea-bass) is the source of this 1988-nucleotide messenger RNA. Its product is annotated as transmembrane protein 25. Lineage: Eukaryota; Metazoa; Chordata; Actinopteri; Moronidae. The record is from RefSeq and is a predicted model, not a curated record. The transcript has 9 exons. The coding region runs from base 238 to 1392 and encodes 384 amino acids. Gene Ontology annotation, biological process: negative regulation of excitatory postsynaptic potential.